This is a messenger RNA of Perkinsus marinus ATCC 50983, 926 nucleotides long. RefSeq lists its product as hypothetical. Lineage: Eukaryota; Perkinsozoa; Perkinsida; Perkinsidae. The annotation marks the transcript as partial. The transcript has a single exon. The record is from RefSeq and is a predicted model, not a curated record.
GUGAAGGAGCUCAGCUGAAGACUGAUCGUUUCGGCAUGCUUCCUAUCCAUGAUGCCGUGGUGAACCAGCACAACGACAUCAAGGAAGUGCUCAGUCAGCUCGACCUCAAGUGUGACGGUGGUGUGUGUUAUCUCUCCCCUGAGAAUGAGGAAGCUUUGAAGGAGCAGGUGAAGAACACUAACAUCUCUCUGACCCCUGAGGAUUUGGAAACUAAGAUGACUCAGGUCUUCUCUAUCAUCAUCAAGGAAGGUGUACUCGCUGCCGGCUCUCUUUGGCAAGAGAUUGUUUACUACUUUGCUGAGCUCGGCCUUCACCCCAGCUACUUCAAGCACUUCACCAGUGCUCAGAUUGCCAGACACCUUCAUUGCCUUAUCGCUGCUAAGAAGGUUGCUCAGGCUACUGAGUCUGACUAUAUCCAUUUCGAGAUUGAGGAUGCGGAUUCGGCUUUCUAUCUCACCACUAUGGAGCCUGAGAAGGUCGCCAUCACUGAUGCCAAGGUUGCCGAGUACAUCAACACUGCUCAGGAUUGUGGCUUCUCGGUCACCUUCCUCAAGUCUGAGAAGCCUCCCAUGCCUGAAGGAAAGUUCCCUCUUGGCGUCUUUGUUGUUGAUAAACAACAGUUUGACUCCAGUGUCAAGUUCGAGGACAUGAUGGAUGAGACCGAUCUCCAGCUUGUGGCUACCCCUCGAUUCCUUCAGGAGAGAUCCGUUGAAGUACAGAAGCUUUACCAGACUCUCAUUGACGAGACCAUGGCUACUCGAAACACUGUUGUUAAGGUGUUCGAUGCUCCUACUAACUUGGCUCAGAAGUCCGGCGCCCAAGUGUUGCAGCUUGCUGCCUUCGAUGUGGAUCGUAAGGGAAGUGCUUACAUCUCUGAGAUCAACGAAUGCUUCCGUUCCCAUAAUGUCGAGCCUAAGAGGUUCUAU